Molecule: messenger RNA, 1446 nt
Organism: Tetrahymena thermophila SB210
Lineage: Eukaryota; Ciliophora; Oligohymenophorea; Hymenostomatida; Tetrahymenidae
Product: adenosine/AMP deaminase
Exons: 5
Biological process (GO): adenosine catabolic process; inosine biosynthetic process
Molecular function (GO): adenosine deaminase activity
Source: RefSeq, a predicted model, not a curated record
AUGAGCGCUGCAGACAUUGCAUACAAAUCCAAAAAGGAAGCAUUGAUGAACAAAAUCACAAAAAGAAAAUAUGAAGAACUUGAAUUCACUUGCGAAGACGAAGAAGCAAACGAAGUAUUUAGAAAGCUUAUUAUUAAGGAAAAGGAAGGAUAUCCUGAAGAAUUUUACCAAAUAUACACUUUGCGCCAUAAGGAGUAAAUUGAAAAGUCGAAUCUAUGGAAAUAUUUCUACAAAAUGCCAAAAGGUUCAAUCCUCCAUCUUCAUUUCGAUACUUGCAACGAUAUUGAGUGGUUCUUUGAGACACUUGCAUUUUUGGAUACUACAUUUUUCAAUCCUGAAACAAAUACCUUCAAAUACUUUAAAAGUAAAGAGGCAGCAGAAAAAGGAUUCGAGAGGCUCUCAGAGAUAAGAGAUAAACAGGAAAACAAAGAAGAAUGGUUGAAGAACAUUAAGACCAGAUUAAUUGUGAUCGAGGAUGAAGUAACAGACAUGACCAGACAUACAUGGGAUAUAUUUGAAACAAAAAUUUAGGCAAUGUGGUAAUUAAUUCUACACAAAGAUUACUUCAAGUAAUACCUCUAUAGAACAUUUGAGCAUUUCAUUAAAGAAGGAAUCUAUCGUAUAGAAGCUAGAGCUUUCCUCUAGUCUUUAUUUGAUGAUGACCAUAAGCAAAUUCCAUUAGAAGAAGAAUACGCCAUCUUUUAAGAAGUUAUUAAUAAGGCCAGAAAAAAUUUAAACCCUAACUUUUCUUAUAGCAUAAUUAUUUAAGGCUUAAAGUGUUGGGAUAAUUAAUAAGUUGAAAACUACAUGGCAUAAGCUAUUAAGGCAAAGAAGUAAUACCCUGACUUUUAUAUUGGCUUCGACCUUGUAUAGGAAGAAGAUGGAUACAGAAUGAUGGAUUCUUUUGCUCCUGCUUUAUUAAAGAAAAAGGAAAUUGAAAAAGAAUAUGGAGUAGAAUUACCUUUCUUAUUCCAUGGUGGAGAAAGUUUGAAUUUCUAAGAAAAUAGUAAUUUAGUUGAUUUAUUAUUGUUGGAAACAAAGAGAAUAGGUCACGGCAUUAAUCUUAUUCAUCACGCUUACUUGAUGGAUUAUAUUAAGAAUGAUAAGAUCUGCAUCGAAGUUAAUCCCCUCUCAAAUCAAAUUUUGCGUUACAUUUCUGAUCUAAGACUCCAUCCUGCUAAAACAUUUUUGAACUAUGGAAUUAAGAUCUGCAUUAAUCCUGAUGAUCCAGGAUUUUUCGGUAUUAAUGGAAUCACUUAUGAUUUCUAUACUCUUACAUUAGCUUAAGAAUUUGAUCUUAAGGAUUUGAAGUUAUGCUGUUUUAAUAGUAUUUAAUAUAGCUUGCUAGAAGAAUAACAAAAGCAAAAAUUAUUGAAAUACUGGAACGAAGAAUGGGAUUCUUUUGUUAAAUAAUUUUUAGUAGAAUAAGCAGAAUAAAAAGUAUGA